This is a messenger RNA of Lonchura striata (white-rumped munia), 2448 nucleotides long. The record is from RefSeq and is a predicted model, not a curated record. NCBI's taxonomy places the organism in Eukaryota, Metazoa, Chordata, Aves, Passeriformes, Estrildidae.
GAGAGGCUUAGAGAGGAGGAGGAGGGGGAAGGGAAGAAGUGGAAGAGGAAGAGGAGGGACAAAGGCGGAUGAAGGAAAGGAGAAGGAAGUGCGCAGUCGUGUCCUCCGUGAAUUCGCAGCCCCCACCUGUGGGAUCAUCGCCCCCCUAUCCCGCAGGGAAGGAUCUGAGGAUGGAGAGCAUGGAGGACAAAUCCCCUUGGCAGAACCUCGUGGAAGAGGCCGUUCUGAGCGGCUCCACGGUGCAGGAAUCCAAAAGGGAGGAAAAACCCCAGAGAUCCCACAUGAGGAGGGGCUGCAAACUCAGAUUGCGGGGAUCUGAGGAAGAACCAUCCACCCUGGGCUGGGAAGGCAGCCAGAGAUCAAGCCAGAGCUCACAGCUGGUAGUCCAUGAGCAGGCUCAUGAUGGGGAGAAGCCCCACAAGUGCUCGGAGUGUGGGAAGAGCUUCAGGUCAAGCUCCCACCUGAUCAGCCACCAAAGGACCCACACUGGGGAGCGGCCCUACAACUGUGGGGAGUGUGGGAAGAGCUUCCGGUGGAGCUCCGCGCUGACCCUGCACGAGAGAAUCCACACUGGGGAGAGGCCCUAUGAGUGUGGGGAGUGUGGGAUGAGCUUCAGACGGCGCUCCAACCUGAUCAGGCACCAGGUGACACACACUGGGGAGAGGCCCUAUGAGUGUGGGGAGUGUGGGAAAAGCUUCAGCCAGACCUUCAACCUGAACCAGCACCAGAGGAGCCACACUGGUGAGAGACCCUACAAGUGUGGGGAAUGUGGGAAGAGCUUUAGCUACAAUUCCACCCUGAUCAAACACCAAAUGAUCCACACUGGAGAGAGGCCCUAUCAGUGUUCCGAGUGUGGGAAGGGGUUUAAGACCAGCUCCAAUCUCCUCCUGCACUAUCGGAUUCACACAGAGGAGAGGCCCUUCUGCUGCCCCGACUGCGGGAAGGGAUUCACAGACAACUCCAUCCUCAUCCAGCAUCGGCGCAUCCACGCCAAGGAGAGGCCCUACGAGUGUGGGGAAUGUGGGAAGAGCUUCACACGGAGCUCCCACCUGGUCAGCCACCAGAUGAUUCACACUAAGGAGAGGCCCUACCAAUGUGGGCAAUGUGGGAAGAGCUUCAAACUGAGCUCCAGCCUAAUCCAGCACCAGAGGACCCACACUGGUGAGAGACCCUACGAGUGUGGAGAAUGUGGGAAGAGCUUCAGCCACAAUUCCACCCUGAUCAGACACCAAAUGAUCCACACUGGGGAGACACCCUAUGAGUGUUCCGAGUGUGGGAAGGGGUUUAGGACCAGCUCCCAUCUCAUCCUUCACUAUCGGGGUCACACGGAUGAGAGGCCCUUCUGCUGCCCUGACUGUGGGAAGGGAUUCAAGUUCAACUCCACCCUCGUCAGGCACCGGCGCAUCCACACUGGGGAGAAGCCCUAUGAGUGUCCCCAGUGCAGGAAGAGGUUCUCCAGCAGCUCUCACUUGACCCAACACCAACAGAGUCACCAGUAAGGGAAGCCCUGCAAGUGCCCCAAGUGCGGGAAGAACUUCGUGCGCUGCUCCAAUUCCAUCCCCCACUGGAGGACCCACAUUGGGCAGAGCCCUGGUGACCCACAUUCCUUGUGAUCCAUGUUGGGAAGACACCUGGCUACUUAUCCAUUUGGUUUGACCUUAAUUUUUUUCUCUUCUCAAUCCCUCUGCACUCCAAAAGCCAAGAGGGAUCAAUCUGCCAGUUUAAAACCACUCAAAUCCCACUGAAAACAAAUGACUUUUAACAUAAGGGCUCAAUCCCACCUCACAUUGCUUGUUCCCUCUCAAAAAAACUCAAUCCCAUGCUAAACUCACUUGAUUUCACAGUUGCUGGAUGAGAUGGGGAUGGGAGGAGAUUGGGAGAAGUGGGAUCCCAGUUAGGAGUGGUGGGAUGAGGAUGUUGUGGGGCCGGCUGGGUGGGAUGUAUUUGAUAGCAAAUAAAACUUUCUGCAGGAGAAGAGGAGAGCAGGAAUCACGUGGCCCUGGCGCUGCCUGAAGUCACUGCAGCCCCAGGACCAUUGCCCCCCAUCCCACAGGUGCCCAGGGAGGGGGAGCUCAGCCCAAAUAUCCUGGGGGGUCCCUGUGAUAGUAAAAGGGUUUUAAAAUAAUGGGGAUUUGGGGAGUUAGAAGGAAAGUUAGGCUUAGUAGGCCCUGGGAAAGUAUAGGCCUUGUACUUGCUAGAACUGCACCUGCAUAGCUAGAGUAUGAUAAAUGAUACAAUUGUUAGAUGCGAUGAUUGUUUAGUAAUUAAAUAUAAUUACUGUUUAUUCGUAAGAAGAAUCAUGAAAAACUGUGGUCAGGGGCCUAAGAAAGAUCACAGGAAAUUCAUGCUUGAAUAAUAUCAAAGUAUACAAUAGAACAAUAUAAGUUUAAUAAUUAAUAUGUAAGCUAUAUAACGAUAGAAUAUAAAAUAUGUUCAGCUUGAAAGCCA